Molecule: messenger RNA, 4855 nt
Organism: Macaca mulatta (Rhesus monkey)
Lineage: Eukaryota; Metazoa; Chordata; Mammalia; Primates; Cercopithecidae
Source: RefSeq, a predicted model, not a curated record
GAAACCUGCCCUAAGGCACUGGCUGGAAUUGCGUGCCGCGUCCGUCUCCGGAGGGAUCGUCUUUGGUCCCGCAGCCCCCUUGACCCCUCACCCUGUCGCUGGGCUGCAGUUGGCGAUUCCGCGCGGUGAAAGCUGCCAGUGCCCAGGGUCUGCUUCUGAGCGCACCUGGGCCUGCCGCCCGGCGAUGCCAUGGGGUCGCGCGCUGCUUUUCUACUCGCCGCGCUCCCACUGCUCGGUGUACUGGGAGGGUAGCCUGGGAGGCGUGCCUUUAUUCUUCCGAACCGCCGCUCACUGAGACCGUGGCUAGAAGUCUCUUUUGGACCCUGUGAGUUAGCCUUAACCUGUUACGACCCCAGCGCCCUCAGUGGAGCGCCGGUACUUGAACGGCAUGACGUUUGACUUCCUGGUGAUAAUCCGACGAGUUCGACAGAUUGAGGUAGUGAGCGAAGUUGCCUGUCAGUUGGCGGCCAGUUGACUUCGUGCGGACCCUGGCCUUGCCCUUGGAAGAGAUAGUGUUCUUAGGGCUGGUUUCACUGUCUCUUAAAACCGAAGGGUGGAGCUGGGAUAUAGAUGUGUUGUUUCUUUUCAAAUCAAACCUGCUUUAGGUCGUCACUCGAGGGUGUCUAGCCAUUAUGGGCAGUGGGGGCCUGGGAUUAGGGAUUUCUAAAGGCGUUUGAUUUGAAAAGGAUAACGUUACAUGAUGUAGGUGGUUUGCUCCCCUCUUCCCAUUUUUUCAGUCCCUCUUCCCCUCGUCUCUGGGUUUUGGGGUUGUUGUGGGGUGGUAUUUUUUCUUUUUUGCCUGUUCGGCUACUUCUGGGGCCCGGACUGAAAAGCUAACCAUGACCAACCAUUAAACUGUGGAAUAGUCUCUCCACGUGAAGAAAGCCCAUCGUUUGAGACCAUUAAAACUGGAUUCUUCAAAGCCCUGGAUCAUGACCGUAGGGAUGACCUCUGAGCUGGCCAGAAUGGACACAUUUAUGACCAAAUAGGCCUUUUUCCAUCCCUGACGUUUCCACUUGGAAUUAGAGCUAGAAAACAAGAACUGGUGAAGGGAGGGCUGCGGAAUCAGAUCAUGCCUGGAUCUGAUGGCUCCGUGCUCCGCUCAAGCCUGCUGUGCCUUCACACCAUGGUUUAUAUUGAAUGUGUCACCUGAGUUAUCAGGCUUGCUUUUCCAAAGUGUCACUUGUGAUAUUUAUCAUUAAAGUUUGGUAAGCAAUGAAGUCUGAGCUCUUUGUACAGUUUUCCUAUCAUUCUGUACAUGAUUUGAGUUAGGUCUUCCAAAACUGGUGGGGAGCAAACGCCGCACAUGUACAUGUAUAGUAUUUUUAAUAAUAAUCUACAUUUGUAAGUUAAGGAGGUUUACAUCAAAGUCCAAUUAAUUUUGAAAUUUAAUAAAAUGCAGUAACUUGACUACCCUGGAAUUUUGGGCCUUUUUCUUGUAAAUGUCUUUUUUGGUCUACAUUAAUAUUUUUGGUUCCCAUUACAAAAGUCAGCAUUUAAAAAAUAAGCAGACUUUUGUUUGUUUCUCUGUUUGUUUUUGAAACCCUAAAUCUGAGUGUUUUAAGUAAAGUUCACUAACUCACUCAUUUAUUAUCUGACAGUUUUACACGUUGACAGCAUCCUCAUUGGAUCGUUUAUGUUAAAAGCAUAGCAGAAAGUGCUCCCAUUGUUUGGCUAAAUUACUGAUUGGUCCAUGCAAGAGAAACAUGGAAGUGUCUUCAUGUAUGUUACUUCCUGCGGGUAUAAAGUUCAGAAGGAAAUAUUGAUACCGUAUCUUCUAAUAGUUUUGCUCUGUUGCCAGUGAACCUCCUUAAACUGCAUGUAUAUGUCACUGUUCCGAUGUAUGUGUGUCUCUCUAUCACAUAACCCAGCACUUAUUUCCUCAGCCAAGUGGCUAGGGGGCGAGCCUAGCCAAGAUUUUACCUCCAAUGGACGCAAGUUUCUUUGGUGAAGAUCUCUCCUGAGAGUUCGGGACUAGCAGAAAGAAGCGAGGAAAUUUCGACCGUUUGGUUCUUACGGAUAGAUAUGAUGGACGUGGUCACCUGCAUGACCUUUCUGAGUACGAUGCUGAGUAUUCCACAUGGAACAGAGAUUAUCAGCUGUCUGAAGAGGAGGCGCGAAUAGAGGCCCUGUGUGAUGAAGAGAGAGGAAGAAUACAAGCGAUUGAGUGAAGCACUAGCAGAGGAUGGGAGCUACAAUGCCGUGGGGUUCACUUACGGUAGCGACUAUUAUGACCCGUCAGAGCCGACGGAGGAGGAGGAGCCUUCCAAACAGAGAGAAAAAAAUGAGGCUGAAAAUUUAGAGGAAAAUGAAGAGCCCUUCGUUGCCCCCUUGGGAUUGAGCGUCCCAUCUGACGUGGAGCUGCCACCAACUGCUAAAAUGCACGCCAUCAUCGAGCGCACGGCCAGCUUCGUGUGCAGGCAGGGAGCGCAGUUUGAGAUCAUGCUGAAGGCCAAGCAGGCCCGGAACUCCCAGUUCGACUUCCUGCGCUUCGACCACUACCUCAACCCCUACUAUAAGUUCAUCCAGAAAGCCAUGAAAGAGGGACGCUACACCAUCCUGGCGGAAAACAAAAGUGACGAGAAAAAAAAAUCAGGAGUCAGCUCUGACAAUGAAGAUGAUGAUGAUGAAGAAGAUGGGAAUUACUUGCAUCCCUCUCUCUUUGCCUCCAAGAAGUGUAACCGCCUUGAAGAGCUGAUGAAGCCCUUGAAGGUGGUGGACCCAGAUCAUCCCCUCGCAGCGCUUGUUCGUAAGGCGCAGGCUGACAGCUCCACUCCCACCCCACACAACGCAGACGGUGUGCCUGUGCAGCCCUCCCAGGUGGAGUACACGGCAGACUCGACCGUGGCAGCCAUGUAUUACAGCUACUACAUGCUACCGGAUGGCACUUACUGCCUGGCGCCGCCCCCUCCCGGAAUCGACGUGGCCACUUACUACAGCACCCUUCCUGCUGGUGUGACCGUGUCUAACUCCCCCGGAGUGACGACCACUGCCCCACCGCCUCCUGGGACCACGCCACCGCCGCCCCCAACCACGACGGAGACAAGCAGCGGGGCCACCUCCACAACCACCACCACAAGUGCACUUGCCCCCGUGGCCACCAUCAUCCCCCCGCCCCCCGACGUCCAGCCUGUGAUUGACAAGCUAGCCGAGUAUGUCGCCAGGAACGGCCUGAAGUUCGAGACCAGUGUUCGUGCCAAGAAUGAUCAAAGAUUUGAAUUCCUGCAGCCAUGGCACCAGUAUAAUGCCUAUUAUGAGUUUAAGAAGCAGUUCUUCCUCCAGAAAGAAGGGGGCGAUAGCACGCAGGCUGUGUCCGCACCGGAAGAGGCUCCCACAGACUCUGCUCCUGAGAAGCCGAGUGACACUGGGGAGGACGGCGCGCCUGAAGACACGGCCGAGGUGGGAGCACGGGCAGGCUCAGGCGGGAAGAAGGAGGCGUCGUCCAGUAAGACCGUCCCGGACGGGAAGCUGGUGAAAGCUUCCUUUGCUCCAAUAAGCUUUGCAAUCAAGGCCAAAGAAAAUGAUCUGCUUCCCCUGGAAAAAAAUCGUGUUAAGCUAGAUGAUGACAGUGAUGAUGAUGAAGAAAGCAAAGAAGGCCAAGAAAGUUCUAGUAGUGCUGCAAACACUAACCCAGCAGUUGCCCCACCCUGUGUAGUUGUUGAGGAGAAGAAGCCUCAACUUACCCAGGAGGAGCUAGAAGCAAAGCAAGCAAAGCAAAAGCUGGAAGAUCGCCUCGCAGCUGCUGCCCGGGAAAAGCUGGCCCAGGCGUCUAAGGAGUCGAAAGAGAAGCAGCUUCAAGCAGAACGUAAAAGGAAAGCGGCAUUAUUUUUACAGACCCUCAAAAAUCCUCUGCCAGAAGCAGAAGCUGGGAAAAUUGAGGAGAGUCCUUUCAGUGUUGAGGAACCCAGCACUACGCCCUGCCCUCUACUGACUGGAGGCAGACCUCUGCCUACGUUAGAAGUUAAACCACCCGAUAGGCCUUCGAGCAAAAGCAAAGAUCCACCGAGAGAAGAAGAGAAAGAAAAGAAAAAGAAAAAGCACAAAAAAAGAUCUCGAACAAGAUCGCGUUCUCCCAAGUACCAUUCGUCAUCCAAGUCCAGGUCUAGAUCACACUCAAAAGCAAAGCAUUCUCUUCCCAGUGCCUAUCGGACAGUGCGGCGGUCGAGGUCCCGCUCCCGGUCCCCUCGGAGGAGAGCCCACUCCCCUGAGAGACGGAGAGAAGAGAGGAGUGUGCCCACUGCCUACCGCGUGAGCAGCAGCCCUGGGGCCAGCAGGAAGCGGACCCGCUCCAGAAGUCCCCACGAGAAGAAGAAGAAGAGGCGGUCCCGGUCGCGGACCAAGUCCAAGGCCAGGUCUCAGUCGGUGUCACCCAGCAAGCAGGCAGCUCCCCGGCCCGCGGCCCCCUCGGCCCACUCGGCCAGCGUCUCCCCUGUGGAGAGUCGGGGCUCCAGCCAGGAACGCUCCAGGGGAGUCUCUCAGGAAAAAGAAGCCCAGAUCUCUUCAGCAAUCGUUUCUUCCGUGCAGAGCAAAAUCACUCAGGAUCUCAUGGCCAAAGUCAGAGCGAUGCUUGCAGCUUCCAAAAACCUGCAAACCAGCGCCUCCUGAGACGGGGCCAGCGGAGGCAGAGCUGGGAGGCUGCGUGGGCUUCUGGGCAGGCUCACGCAGACGCUGGCCACACCAUCCACCUGGCCGCCUCCGUGGACCCUCGGUGGCUUUUGUAAAUUAAUUUUUGAUGACAUUUUCAGUUUUAAGAUUUCUGACCAGCAGUCUCUUACCUGUAUAUUUGUAAAUAUAUCAUGUUUCUGUGAAAAUGUAUUAUGAAAUAAAAUGGGAGGAAACACCUUUUCUAGCUAGA